GCUGACGUGUGCGCCCUUGAAGCCGGGCGGUUUGGGGGCGAAGAGAGGCGCGAAAUAUAGAACCUGCGGGAACUCCGGAACAACCUCCCCCCAUUUUUGUCACCGUCUUCCAGUCUCUGCUUAUUCUACGGAAACAUGGCCGGCUACCUACGAGCUGUUACCUCUAUCUGCAAGUCCUCCGCGGCAGUCCUGAGCAAAACUCCCGGUGCCCUGGCCCCCGCCCUGACCCAGCAGCAGAGAAACUAUGCAGACAAACGUAUCAAGGUGGCUAACCCAGUGGUGGAGAUGGAUGGGGAUGAGAUGACCCGCAUCAUCUGGGAGUUCAUCAAGGAAAAGUUGAUCCUGUCUAAUGUUGAUGUUGAGCUAAAAUACUUCGAUCUUGGCCUUCCAUAUCGUGAGCAAACCAACGACCAGGUCACAAUCGACUCUGCUCUGGCCACAAAGAAGUACAGUGUUGCUGUGAAGUGUGCCACAAUCACUCCUGAUGAGGCUCGAGUAGAAGAGUUCAAGCUGAAGAAGAUGUGGAAGAGUCCGAAUGGAACAAUCAGGAACAUUUUGGGUGGAACAGUCUUCCGUGAGCCAAUUAUUUGCAAGAACAUUCCACGCCUGGUUCCUGGAUGGACACAGCCCAUCACAAUUGGUAGACAUGCACAUGGUGAUCAGUACAAGGCCACAGACUUUGUUGUUGAUAAAGCUGGAAAAUUUAAGAUGGUGUUCAAUCCAGCGGACGGCUCAGCGGCUAAGGAGUGGGAAGUGUUUGACUUUCCUGCAGGAGGUAUUGGCAUGGGAAUGUACAACACAGAUGAGUCCAUCUCUGGCUUUGGGCACAGCUGCUUCCAGUAUGCUAUUCAGAAGAAAUGGCCUCUGUACUUGAGCACAAAGAACACCAUAUUGAAGGCUUAUGAUGGCAGGUUCAAGGACAUCUUCCAGGAGAUCUUUGAGAAGCAUUACAAACCACAGUUUGAUAAACUGAAGAUCUGGUAUGAGCACAGGCUGAUCGAUGACAUGGUAGCUCAGGUACUCAAGUCUUCUGGAGGCUUCGUCUGGGCUUGCAAGAAUUAUGAUGGAGAUGUCCAGUCUGAUAUCCUUGCUCAAGGAUUUGGUUCCCUCGGAUUAAUGACAUCUGUCCUGGUGUGCCCUGAUGGAAAAACAAUUGAGGCAGAAGCUGCUCAUGGAACGGUUACACGUCAUUACCGGGAACAUCAGAAGGGUCGUCCCACAAGUACAAAUCCCAUUGCUAGCAUCUUUGCAUGGACCCGGGGUUUGGAACACAGAGGAAAGCUGGAUGGAAACCAGGAUCUGAUAGACUUUUCCUUGAAACUGGAGAAGGUUUGCGUUGAAACUGUGGAGAGUGGUGUGAUGACAAAGGACCUGGCUGCCUGUAUUCACGGCUUAAGCAACGUCAAACUCAACGAGCAUUACGUGAACACAACAGACUUCCUGGACACGAUCAAGAAUAACCUGGACAAAGCACUGGGAAAGAAAUGAAGUUUGCACUAGUUCAAUGGCCAGACAGUUUUACCUCAUUUUUAACCUCUUCAAUUUAGGAAGUCACCUGAGUGACUUUGGAACAAACUUUUUUUAACCCGUUUAAUGCUGGUUGUAUUAAACACCCUGCACAGCUGCAGAACCGGGACAGGUGUUUGUCACCUGUUUAGUGUUGGACUUCAUUUUACUGCACCUUUUUGUAUCUGUCAUCUUGCCCAAAUGGUGCAAUGUACAGUGAAUAAAAUCUUCACAAACUUCUUGUAAA
Bufo bufo (common toad) is the source of this 1753-nucleotide messenger RNA. It is a transcript of the gene IDH2, whose product is annotated as isocitrate dehydrogenase (NADP(+)) 2. Gene Ontology annotation, molecular function: magnesium ion binding; isocitrate dehydrogenase (NADP+) activity; NAD binding. Gene Ontology annotation, biological process: isocitrate metabolic process. Gene Ontology annotation, cellular component: mitochondrion. The transcript has 11 exons. NCBI's taxonomy places the organism in Eukaryota, Metazoa, Chordata, Amphibia, Anura, Bufonidae. The record is from RefSeq and is a predicted model, not a curated record. Bases 136 to 1488 code for a protein of 450 amino acids.